AUGGCCGCGAGGGGCGGCGCGUCCUCGUCGUCGGCUGCGCCUUCUUCACACAGCAUCGCCUCCGCUCUGCUCCACCCCGGCCUCGGGUCCCUUCGCCUCCGUGCGCACGCAUGCUGCUGUGCCCAGGCGACCUCGCCAGCGCCGACGUCCGUCGCCGCGGCUCCGCCCGCGCCCGGUGUUCCUGCCACUGGACGACGCCUGUGGGCUGGCCGCUCCCCUACGACAUCACUGGUGCGCCUCGCCCUCGCGGCCGCUAGAACCAGCUGCGUCGGCUACGCCGGCCGCCUUCCGCCCGAGCUGGCUCCGCGUCUGGCACCGUCUCGGCCCUCGACCGUCUGGGUGAGGGGCCGGCCUUGUCCCCGAAGCUCCCGCCGGGUCGCCUCCGACUGCCGCCUGUGUCGGCUCGACUCCGCCUGCGCGCCGGCUCCGCGUCCGCCCGGCCUCGUCCCGCUCCCGGCGCUUGGGCCGACUCCCCGACGCUGGCCCGCCCUGCGCCGGUUCCUCCCCGUGCCGGCUUCCCCGCGCGCCGCCUCGAGCGAGAGGCCGUCCGCCUCGCCUGCUCGCCCGUCGCCCCGGCCGACUACGGCGCCGGCACCAGACGGCCUCGCCGGCUCGCCCACCGCCCCGGCCGACUACGGCCCCGGCGCCAGACGGCCCCGCCGGCUCGCCCGCCGCCCCGGCCGACUACGGCCCCGGCGCCAGACGGCCCAGCCGGCUCGCCCGCCGCCCCGGCCGACUACGGCCCCGGCGCCAGAUGGCCCCGCCGGCUCGCCCGCCGCCCCGGCCGACUACGGCCCCGACGCCAGACGGCCCCGCCGGCUCGCCCGCCGCCCCGGCCGACUCCGACCCGCCUCCGCCUCCCCCGCGCGCGCCGGGCCGGCUCGCCGCUCGCCGGCCCCGCCAGCUCGGCCACGGGCCUCCUCCGCUCCGCGCCGACUCGCGGCUCCGCCUACACCCAUGCCCGUCGCCUGCCCGACCUCCUGCUCCAAGGCCGGCUCCCCCCUUCCCCGCAUCCGGCCGGCUGCUCAGCCGGCUCGAGCGCGGUGGCCGGCUGCGCUCCUCCUCCACUACCGUGCCGGCUGCCCACGCGGGGACAAGAAAUAG
This is a messenger RNA of Aegilops tauschii subsp. strangulata, 1104 nucleotides long. The record is from RefSeq and is a predicted model, not a curated record. NCBI's taxonomy places the organism in Eukaryota, Viridiplantae, Streptophyta, Magnoliopsida, Poales, Poaceae.